Suillus clintonianus is the source of this 964-nucleotide messenger RNA. RefSeq lists its product as uncharacterized. Bases 108 to 359 code for a protein of 83 amino acids. The record is from RefSeq and is a predicted model, not a curated record. NCBI's taxonomy places the organism in Eukaryota, Fungi, Basidiomycota, Agaricomycetes, Boletales, Suillaceae. The transcript has a single exon.
CAAUGUGAAAAAGCCACGAGUCACUGCAUCUUAUCCGAUAUAAGAGCAAAGUUUCGCCACUGUGCGGCUGGCCGAAGGACUACUAUUCGCUGUCUCACCAACUGCAUAUGGCUUCGGCCAAGUCCGUCUUCAUUUUCUUCUCUGGGCUAUUCUGCAAGCGCUCCGUUAUUUCCCACCGCGCCGUGCCCUCAUUAUCACGACAACCCAACGGAGCCGGCCGCCCGGCGCAACCAGAGAGCACGACAUCUCGUCAAUGCCAAACGUGUCGUCAUAGGAUCUCGCCCACGGCGGAGGCAUUUAUUAUUGACCUCGAUCGAUCCCUUAUAAUGGUCAGGAACCUUGUCUCGACCAACUCAUGACUUGACAAAACUUGCGCCCUCCCCCUGAUUGCCACUUAUCUGGUAUCAAACAAGGGCCGCCGCGAUGUCACUUGACUCUGUCACUCCAAACGUCUAUCAGUCGUCUAUCUGACAGUCUCUAUCAGCCUCUAUCAUGCGUCACACGGAUUCCGACGGUGUUGCGGGUCUAAAGGAAAAUACGGAUGUCUCCCAGGUGACAAGAUGCGAGAUCAGCGCGAAAGUAACAAGUCGCGUCACGGCACCAAACGUGGGUGUGAGAUUUCAUGAACUCGACGUUUUUGCCCUUCUAAAGCAAAGGUUGAUCUUUUCGCUCCACAAGUCGGGCCACUUUGUCAAUUUCUCCCAAUAUUCAUCUCUGCAGGGAUGUCAAAACUCGUGAUUGACUUUACGGCAGCCAAAACAGCACCCUUGCACGUGAAUUGAUUUCAUCCAAGGACAAUGUGUAACUGGUCGUCGUCCAUCAGACACCGUAUUUCCCCCGAAUAUGACGAAGCACGCCACGCCGCUCUCGCAACGUUGGUCGUUUCAUUAUGAAACAGCCUUCUUUCCUGCAAAUUAAGAUCGCGACGUUCAUUUCCCUUCACUCCUGAAUCUGAAAGAAGAAG